Molecule: messenger RNA, 1020 nt
Organism: Penicillium mononematosum
Lineage: Eukaryota; Fungi; Ascomycota; Eurotiomycetes; Eurotiales; Aspergillaceae
Exons: 1
Coding region: 1-1020 (339 amino acids)
Biological process (GO): regulation of transcription by RNA polymerase II
Molecular function (GO): DNA-binding transcription activator activity, RNA polymerase II-specific
Source: RefSeq, a predicted model, not a curated record
AUGUGGCUGAGCCAAGAAUCCCCCCAGAUACAAACUCCUGAUUUUGGGCAAUUGAAGUUGAUAUUCCCGACUGCGCCUCAAGAAAGAUCAAGCGAGGACGAACCUCCAGUUCCAGAAGAUCUCAAUCUGAGCGCCCUUGAGUUAAUGAUGCACUGGUCGAAGCAAACACACCUGUCCUUUACUCGAGACGAGACAACCCAAAAGAUCUGGCAGUUCUUAGUCCCAGAAGAGGCACUAUCUCACAAAUUCCUUAUGCAUGGGCUGCUGGCAAUAUCAGCACUUGAGCUGGCCAGCCACGGAGACGACGUUUCGCGACCACAAUAUACCAAAGCGGCGGUAAUACAUCAGAAUGUCGCACUUGGGGAGUUUCAGGUACUCAUGAGUCAAAUUAACCAUGACAAUGCCAAGGCCAUAUUCGCCUUCUCGAGCAUUCUGGUGGUUUAUGCGUUUGGAUUUCUGCAUCUCGAGAAUACCGGCCCUCCCAUGAGCAUGGAAGAUCUUUAUCAGGUGCUGAUGCUGUGUCGUGGCGUCGAGCAAGUCAUAGCAAGCUCUCGACCUGCAAUACAUGACAGCAAUUUCAGUUCCAUUCUGUAUUUCACGCAGGUGGAAUAUCCUUGGCUAUUGUCGGAUGACUGCCAAUUCGCCCUACACCAACUUUAUGGUGCAAAUAUUACCGCAAAAUCCGCAGGUCAUACCUCUGAAAUGUACCAGGAAGCAAUAGAUACCCUGGGGGAGGCGCUGAAUGAGUCCAUCCAAGAUCAUAUUCCUUCAAAUUUGGUCAGUCGCUGGGCAAUAAAAUUACCUCGGACUUUCCUCGAGUGUCUGCGGAAGCGAGAACCGAUGGCAAUGGUCAUUCUGAGUUUCUUCUGUGUUGUUCUGCACCGCUUAAGGGGGGUUUGGUACUUUAGAGGAUGGGGCACCAAUUUUGUAAAGCUGAUAUGGCAAACACUAGCUCCGGAAUGGAAAGUCCUGAUUCAUUGGAGUGUGAUGGAAGUCCUCGGGGAAAUUCCAAGGUGCUAG